AGGAAUCCACACAAAGGGAAGGAGGACUCUUACACAAAUUUGCCUAGUUCUCUUUUCUUCACCAUUUUCCUUUGGUUGUACGGGCCAAGGAUGUUGCAUCUCCUACUUCCAUUGCUGCUGUUGAUCUCCAAUGUGGUGCAAUCACAUUCGGCCAUCGUCGAGAGCCUGCCGGGUUUCCCCGAAGAUCUUCCCUUCAAACUCGAAACCGGAUAUGUUGGGGUAGGAGACUUGGAUGAAGUGCAGCUAUUCUACUACUUCAUCGAGUCCGAGAGGAGCCCCAAGGCGGACCCGUUGUUGGUUUGGCUCACUGGUGGUCCCGGUUGCUCCUCUUUGUCAAGCCUCCUCUACGAAAUUGGUCCGCUGCAGUUUGAUUUUUCAAGUUCUAGUGGAACGAAACCGAUUUUAAAGUCAAAUCCUUAUGCCUGGACAAAGGUCGCCAACGUCAUAUUUUUGGAUGCACCCGUGGGUACAGGAUUUUCAUAUGCAACGGCAGAGGCGGGAUACAAUGUUAGUGACACUUCCUCGGCAGCACAAGCGUACGAGUUCUUAAGAAAGUGGCUUCUAUCUCACCCCAAUUUCCUCGCAAAUCCGCUUUACAUCACCGGCGAUUCUUACUCUGGCGUUGUUAUCCCCAUCAUCGUUAAAAAUAUAUACGAUGGAAAUGAAGCUGGAAACGUCCCGCAAAUGAAUAUCGUGGGUUAUACGCUAGGCAAUCCGGUGAAUUGUGACGAGAAGGACAUGAGUUUUAGAAUUCCAUACGCUAACAAGAUGGCUCUCGUAUCUGAUGAACUUUAUGAGACAACGAAAACGGAUUGCAAUGGAGAUUUUCAGAAUGUAGAUCCCACCAACAGCGCCUGCCUAAUUGACCUUGAAAUGGUGUCACUGUGCCUUGAGAAGAUAUUUUUGGCUCAAAUAUUGGAACCAUCAUGUAAUCUCAUAUCUCCAAACCACACAAGGCUAAAAUGGAGCAGAAGUAUGCUCGAAGAGAAUGCCGUCGAUGUCGUUUCGAUGCCCCACGAAUCCAGGCCAUGGUGUCGGCCCUAUAACUACAUAUACUCUUACAUUUGGGCCAACGAUAAGAACGUCCAAGAAGCCCUUCACGUACGAGAGGGCACGAAGGAAGAGUGGAAUAGAUGCAACCAUACUCUAUCUUACACAAAGGACGUUCUUGAUAGCGUAGUUUAUAAUAAAUACCUCUCUCAGAAAACCCUGCGUGCCCUUGUUUACAGUGGUGAUCAUGACAUCGCUAUCCCGUACGUGGCCACACUGGAUUGGAUAAGAUCACUCAAUUUAACUUUAGAAGGUUCGUGGUCGCCUUGGUUUGUCGAAGGUCAAGUAGCCGGAUAUUCUAUAUUAUAUUCCGAAAAUAGCAAGUUCGACUUGACGUUUACAACAAUUAAGGGAGGGGGACACACAGCUCCGGAGUAUAAACCGAAACAAUGUCUUGCAAUGGUUGACAGAUGGUUCUCUUAUUACCCUCUCUAGCUAACUUUCAUUGGUCGUUAGGUUAAUAGUCGGACCAAUUCCAAAUUUGUGACCCGAUGAUAAUGUGAUUCUGAAUGUAUCUUUCCUAUCAGACUAUCCGAUGAUUUUUUUUAUGAGGGAGCUUUGGCUCUAAGCGAGGGAUGCAAGAUAUAGUUAGACUCGUGGCUGUCACAACAGUUAGACCUAAAAAUAAAGCUGCGGACUGGGUCGUUAAAGCCCAA
Molecule: messenger RNA, 1706 nt
Organism: Syzygium oleosum
Lineage: Eukaryota; Viridiplantae; Streptophyta; Magnoliopsida; Myrtales; Myrtaceae
Product: serine carboxypeptidase-like 18
Exons: 14
Coding region: 91-1485 (464 amino acids)
Biological process (GO): proteolysis; secondary metabolic process
Molecular function (GO): acyltransferase activity, transferring groups other than amino-acyl groups; serine-type carboxypeptidase activity
Source: RefSeq, a predicted model, not a curated record